Messenger RNA from Cherax quadricarinatus, 3113 nucleotides. RefSeq lists its product as uncharacterized. Lineage: Eukaryota; Metazoa; Arthropoda; Malacostraca; Decapoda; Parastacidae. The record is from RefSeq and is a predicted model, not a curated record. Gene Ontology annotation, molecular function: ubiquitin protein ligase activity. Gene Ontology annotation, biological process: protein ubiquitination; ubiquitin-dependent protein catabolic process.
GCUGUGAGAGGGGGAACAACAGUUGUGUCAGGAUGGCUGAGGUACUGACAGUAGUGGCUGAAGAAAUGGGGAGAGUGUUUGGCAUGGUGUGGAGUGGAGUCGGAGUUGCAAUUCGUCUGAACAACCAAGUCAUGACAACAGUUCUUAAGGCAUCCACUCGUAUUGUGCAGCUCCUUUUGCUCCUCACACACAAGGCUGCUGAUUUGUUUUCUGUACUAGCAACUGACCUCCUGCUCUUCUUUGGAGAUAUAGGAAAUGCUGUACUUUCUGUGGAAACUGCAGUACGUGCUGUAGUAGUAACUCUUUUUAACUUUGUGAGCGGUAUUUUCUUUGGCAUGGCAGAUGCAGCUGUAUACUCAUGUCAGCUUGUCCAAGCUUCAUAUUGUAUCAUUACUUCUGGUGUGGUAUCUGCACUUAUACAUCUCGGUAAGGUCCUUAUAGUGCUGAAACAUGCUUUCAUCUUGUUUGGCUCUUCAGUAGUGUUCCUAAUAGGCUUUAUUCCCAAUGUGAUAUAUCUUGUAUUCACAGGCUUGAUUUAUCUUUUUUCAUAUGCUUAUCUUAACUGCAGCCAGGCAGUGAACAGUACCUGGUUGUCGCUACAGUAUGUUGCACGUGUGUGUAAUUCUGGUAUAAUCACUUUCAUUCAUGAUAUACCACUUGAGGCAGUUAUAGGUGUGGUGAUGGGUUUGGCUGUAAUUAUUGUCUUAAAAUAUGCUCUCUUUUACAUGAUGGAAAACAUGAUUUUAGUCCCAGACAUUCCAUUACCUACUAUGUUUGUAGUAGCGAGACAGAGAUUUAUUCGCUGGUAUGUGUCAGUAGUGCGCCGAGCUCAUGAGAGGCCACCAAUAGAGAUAGAUACAGACGAGGAAGAGCUGGAUGAUACAAAUGAUGAGAAUGGUAAUGACAACAAUGAUAAUGUACCUGAUCUGAAUCUACCUCAGAACCAGUUCUUUGCUUAUCAAAUAAAUGUGGCUAAUCCAGUUCCCAAUCAGGUACACGAACCUGAUAACUACCCUUUAUUAAAUGAUGCAGCAGAGCCCCAAAAUCCAGCACCAGUGCCACUUUUGCCAGCUGGCCUUACAAGACGGCCACUCACUCGGCAACGUAUGCAUGAACAAUCUCAAGAAAACACUUCAUUUGCACCUGAAAAUAGUUUUACCAAAAGUAAAAAUCGAGAGGAAUCCACUAGCAGGGUAGAUGGACAAGCUUAUCAGCUUUAUCGGGAAUUAGAACAAGAACGCGAAGAUCGUUUAUGUGUUGUGUGCCAAGAUCAAGUUAAGUGUGUCAUAUUACUGCCUUGUCGUCACUUGUGUCUGUGUGAUGCCUGUCGCUCAGCUAUCAUCACCCGAGACAACACUUGCCCAGUCUGUCGUAGGCCUAUCAUACAGACACUCAGGGUUUAUGUAUGAUUGGUGGCAUUCAAUAUAUUUUUUCUAUUAUUGAAAAAUAAGAAUUUCUUUUUUAAUAAUAUUGAAUUGAGAAGCCAUUAUUCUUUUCCAUGAAAGAUACGCUCUCUUUAGGGGAGUCUAGCAGUCAUGAGAGAGCAUUAUGUAGUGUUUGCACUUUUUUCUAUAUAUAUCUCACUCUCUCUGCAUUACUUUGGUAAAUAAAAAAAAAAUAGUCAUAAACUGAAAAUUUGGAAUUUGAUACUUUAGAGAAUCAAGAAAUUAAUUUUGAUACUAGGACUUUUAUAUGGUCAUUGAUGUGUAAUAUAAUGUUUUGUCAUUGUUAUUAUUAAUUUAAAAUUUCCCUUAGAUUUCCCCAGUUGAUUAGACAGAAGGAUCAUGGGUUAAAAAUGCCUUCUGCCUUAAUCCAUCUGAAUUUUAUAAAGUUUACGACACAGCCAGAAAAGACAUUACCUGGUUUACUAACUAAAGUAUCAUGUCACUGCAUCUGUUAAGUUUUGAGAAUUAGAAGUGAUGUGUGAAAUACAGCGUUUGGAAAUCUUUUUUACUAUCUUGAUUGUCAAUGAAGUUUUUGUAAGAUAUUUAAUAGAACAUGUGCUUAUUAUAAUACAGUUUAGUGUUAAUAAACCAUUAUAAAAUGAAAGACUUUAAGGUUUCAAGAAAAUAAAUAAACAUUUUAAAGAAGUUAUUUAAAAUGAUGAGGAUUUAGUAUGGGAUUUUGCACCACCUAAUUAAAUAAUUACAUGGUGUACAUUAUACAUGCACACCCACAACAGGUAUGAUAGCACUGGAAAACAUAACCUGCAGUACUUACAUAGGUGUUUCUGAUAAAAUGUUUCUAGUUUUGUUCUGAUAGAUUGGCUCUUAAGUAAAAUUUAACUUAUAUUGCUUUGCCUAAACAAAAUAAAUGUUAUAAGUGAUAACAGGUUUGAACUAAUUUAUAAUCUUUGCCUUCAUUUAAUUAUUUUUAUUAUGAAGAAAAGACUGAUGCAGAGUAAGUUUUCAUGAUAAAAUUUUGGUCCAUGUAGAGCUUUAUUAAGUCAGUGACUUUACAAAGAGCUAAACAUUUGUGACAGUAAAAUGUUUGUACUGCAGGUGUCUCUCUUCUUGAUUACUGGUGGUAGUGUGCUGCUGUAUCCUGAUUUUUAUGGGAUGAUAAUUAAAGUAGAUUGCUUCUGUUACUCAUAGUAUUUAUAAUUUUCAGUGCACAAUAAUGUUCACUGAGGAAAGUUGCUAUUUUUUUUAAUUUGUAAUUAUAAUUUUAGUUUUCUCAUAUAUGAUUGUAUCAAAGUCUUCUUAUGAACAUAAAUUUUUUCCUUGGUCAUUUGAAAACUUGUUCAUGUCAUGUUUCUAGAGAUGAUUGGGUAUUACAAUUCAAAAUACAUACUGUAUCAGUGGUCAACACACUUAACCAAAACAUUAUAAUUUAAGUGGCCUGCUUUAUACUUUUGUAUUAAUUUAAAAGAUGUACGUAUUAACAGAAAUGGUGAUAAUUUACUGUCUUUCAUAAAAGUAUCUGAAUUACAAAUCUUUCUUGAUGAAUUGUGUUUCUCAGUACUAAUUUACAUUGCUUAAACAUAAGAAUGGUAUACUGCUUUAUAAACUGUGUAAGUGAUGGGGUAUGUAAAAAAAAAAAAAAGUCACACUACUGUGAUGGGAAGAAUUCUUAACCAACCAACAAUUUAGAGAGGAACCUUCAGACAUUAA